GUGACUGAGAACGCGGCCAGGACACGAACGUCGACAACGUUAUCGCGUGCUGAUCGUGCGAUUGUCGCGAGGGUCGGAGGAUCUAAACGCGGCGGUCGUCGUCGUGUUCGCAAUCCCGUCUGCAGCAGUGUGUGCGUGCGUGUGUUGCGUGUGCGCACCGGAGAGGAAAACAUUAAAAACAAAUGCACAAACCGGACGAACAAUAAUCGUUCUCAUUACUUGUCCGUUAUCAAUCGUCACGCCGAAACCGCGUUACCGCGCACGUAACAAUAACAACAAUAACACUGCACUCGCGGAAUCGUUUAUCAUCAUCGCACACGCGCGCUACGAACAGUGGCCAACACGGUCGUACCAGCGGCGGCAGUAGUAGUACUAUAGUAGUAGUUGUUUUCUCUCUCCUUCUCUUUCUCCCGUGUCGUUACCUGGCCGUCGUCGAGUUAUUGGGCAACAACGUUGCCGCGCCGAGGUUAGGUGUACCGCGCUACAAAUCCCGCCGCCGUCUUCACGCGAGUCUUCCGCUCGCCGUAUCCGAAUCGUGUCGUCCGGCGCGAAACGAGCUAGGGGCGAAGUUUCGACUUUUUUCCUUCUUAUUUUUUUUUUUUUUUUAUCUCGGCACAACAGACCGAAAACAAAACAAACCGGAAGAUUGGGAAAGCGCGCGCGCACACGCACACGGUCGCCGUACAUUACUCGCGUACGUUGUCGCGCGCACGCACACGCACAAGGGUACGCGAGCGCGCGCGCGUGCGUACACAGUCUCCGCCAGUCGCUCGCUCGCCGCUCGCGCGAAACAACACGAAGAAGACGUCAACAACGGUCAACGGUGUUCAUUGAUGGGAAGUGGUGGUCAUCAUCCCGGGCGUCCGGUAAUCAGCCAAACUGGAACUGAUGGAAUUAGAAAACAUUGUCGCCAACACCGUCUAUCUCAAAGCAAGAGAAGGUGGAACAGAUAGCAAUAAAGGAAAAAGUAAAAAAUGGAAAAAAAUACUACAAUUUCCACAUAUAUCUCAGUGUGUUGAUUUGAAUCCAUUAAUAGAUAUGAGAUACAGCUAUAUUAUAGAUCAACAACCAAUUGGCCGGUUACUAUUUCUUCAAUUUUGUGAAGAAGAAAGACAGGAAUUUCAUCGCUAUAACGUAUUUUUAAAUUCUAUUGAAAAAUAUGAAAUAGAAUCUGAUGAAAAUAGAUUAGAAUUAGCAAAAAUACUGUACGAUAGAUUUAUUAGAAGAGAAGCUGUUGAAGCAGUGGAUGUACUAAAUGAAGACAUGAUAGUUAGGUGUCGGCACCAGUUAGACUCUGCUAAUAGAGAGUUAUUUACUGAUUGCUCAACUGCCGUGAAAUCAUACUUAGCUGGUCAUCCGUUUAGUUUGUUUGAAUCUUCUAUGUAUUUCCAUAGAUUCUUACAGUGGAAAUGGUUGGAAAGGCAACCUGUGACAUACAAAACAUUCCGCAUGUAUAGAGUGCUUGGUAAGGGUGGUUUUGGAGAAGUUUGUGCAUGUCAAGUGAGAGCAACUGGUAAAAUGUAUGCAUGUAAGAAAUUGGAAAAAAAACGUAUUAAAAAGAGGAAAGGCGAAGCAAUGGUUUUAAUUGAAAAACAAAUUUUACAAAAAAUUAAUUCUAAAUUUGUGGUUAGUUUAGCAUAUGCGUAUGAGACAAAAGAUGCAUUGUGCUUAGUAUUAACUAUUAUGAAUGGUGGAGAUCUAAAAUUUCAUAUUUAUAAUAUGGGCUCUGAACCUGGUUUUGAUAUUCCAAGAGCUCGAUUUUAUGCUGCUGAGGUAUUAUGUGGAUUAGAGCAUUUGCAUGUUCAAGGCAUAGUAUAUAGGGAUUGCAAACCUGAAAAUAUACUUUUAGAUGAUGCAGGCCAUGUUCGCAUAUCUGAUCUUGGAUUAGCAAUGGAGAUACCUGAAGGUGAAUCAGUCAAAGGAAGAGUUGGUACUGUUGGUUAUAUGGCGCCAGAAGUAAUUGAUAAUGAAAAGUAUUCAUAUAGCACAGAUUGGUUUAGCUUUGGAUGUUUAGUAUUCGAGAUGAUUGAAGGUCAAGCUCCAUUUAGAGCUCGAAAGGAAAAAGUUAAACGUGAAGUAGUUGAUCGAAGAGUAAAAUUUGAAGAUGAAAAAUAUUCACAUAAAUUUACUGAAGAAGCAAAAUCUCUGUGUAAACAACUUUUGAUGAAGUCUUGUAAAACUAGACUAGGCUGUCAUUGUGGUCGUUAUGGUGCAAGGGAAGUGAAACAGCAAGAUUUUUUUAAAACCAUAAAUUGGAAGAGACUUGAAGCUGGUGUCGAGGACCCUCCAUUCAAACCAGAUCCUCAUGCUGUAUACGCCAAAGAUGUAUUGGAUAUUGAACAAUUUUCCACUGUUAAAGGAGUGAAUUUAGAUGCUACCGAUGAUACAUUUUAUACAAAAUUCAACACAGGUUCAGUUUCCAUACCAUGGCAAUAUGAAAUGAUUGAAACCGGUUGUUAUAAAGAACUUAAUGUAUUUGGGCCUAAUAAGUCAAGAUCACCUGAUUUAAUUUUAGAUCUAACGCCUGAACCUGAAAAGACUGGUUGUUUUCCAUUUAGUAGAAGAAAAACGCAAUCAGCUAGAUCAAAGCCAGUUCCUAUUAUGGAUUCUUGUUUUCUUAAUAAGCAAAAUAAAAUUACCGACGAAAUUCAAAGUUGAUGGAGUACAUUUACAUAGUUAAAGUGAUUUUAUGCAUUAUUGUUGAUUGCGAAAUCCUCUAGUUUUUUCCUCGCCUUAAUGUAUAAAUUUCAAAGUUUAACUAAAAUUUCUAAAUAACAGUUAAUUUGAUUUUCUUAUACAAACUAUAAGUAUCAAAUAAUUAGUUGACAAAUUAUAAAA
Sipha flava (yellow sugarcane aphid) is the source of this 2838-nucleotide messenger RNA. It is a transcript of the gene Gprk2, whose product is annotated as G protein-coupled receptor kinase 2. The transcript has 14 exons. Gene Ontology annotation, biological process: regulation of signal transduction; signal transduction; protein phosphorylation. The coding region runs from base 889 to 2658 and encodes 589 amino acids. NCBI's taxonomy places the organism in Eukaryota, Metazoa, Arthropoda, Insecta, Hemiptera, Aphididae. Gene Ontology annotation, molecular function: G protein-coupled receptor kinase activity; ATP binding. The record is from RefSeq and is a predicted model, not a curated record. Gene Ontology annotation, cellular component: cytoplasm.